Molecule: messenger RNA, 990 nt
Organism: Cajanus cajan (pigeon pea)
Lineage: Eukaryota; Viridiplantae; Streptophyta; Magnoliopsida; Fabales; Fabaceae
Product: two-component response regulator ARR17
Biological process (GO): phosphorelay signal transduction system; cytokinin-activated signaling pathway
Source: RefSeq, a predicted model, not a curated record
ACCCACAUUACGUUGAGGAUUCCUUCUUCUCUGUCUUUGUCUUUCUUUCUCUCUCUGUCUCUGUUCGCUUUUCCUCUGGCCGAAGCAAAAGAUGGACUCUAACGGUGUCGUUUCUUGGCCGAGGAUGCCGGAGAACAUGGACGCUUUCGCUCUCUCACCCGAACAAUCCCAAGAGGUUCAUGUUUUAGCCGUUGAUGACAGCCUCGUUGAUCGCAAGGUCAUCGAACGUUUACUCAAAGUCCUUGCUUGCAAAGUUACGGCUGUGGAUAGCGGGCUCAGAGCACUGCAAUUACUUGGACUAUUGGACGAGCAGAAAAUGGCUUCUGAAACUUUUGUUCAGGGUUUAAAGGUGGAUCUAAUUAUCACAGACUACUGUAUGCCAGGAAUGACCGGUUAUGAACUGCUCAAGAAAAUAAAGGAAUCGUCCACUUUUAAGGAAACUCCUGUGGUGAUUAUGUCUUCUGAAAACGUUUUGCCACGCAUAGACAGAUGUUUGGAGGAGGGUGCAGAGGAUUUCAUAGUGAAGCCAGUGAAGUUAUCUGACGUGAAACGUUUGAAGGAUUACAUGACAACGAAGGAGGUUAGGGGUGAAAGCCAAGACAGGGAAGGGAACAAUUACAAAAGGAAGCUACUAGACACCUCUGAUGUGUCACCAUCAUCACCACCGUCCAUUUCCUCAUCAACACUUCCAUCUUCACCCUCCGUGAUUGACUCUCCAAUCAGACGGCUUAAAAUGACCAGCACUGACUGAUACUCAAGCAAUUUGCGUUUUUCUUUUCUCAUUCCUCUAGGCACUACUGCUGCAAUAUUAAUUAAUGUCUAUCUCUAUGUUAGUAUAUAUAUAUUUUUUCUUUGGAUUUGUUGUUUUCGUCUUUGGGGUUCAAUCUGCAAUUCCUCCCCGUUAAUUGUGACGGUUUUUGUUGCGUUCCCCUCUUCUUAUCUUUUACUAAGUUAUUUUAAUUGUUUAUAUGAAGGUUGGUUAAUGGUUAA